AUGUCCACCAGAGCAGCCCAAGUGGAAGAAUACGGCUGGGGAGCUGUGCCCAUCAACCCCAAGUGGUUCGCUCCUACCAAGGCUCCAACUCCCCAGCUCGUCAAAGACAAGCCUCUCCCUGGCACUCAGGUCGCCAAAGCAGCCCUGGAGUACGCCAAGGCAGAGCUCCCCGCGCAUACCUUCAACCACAGCAUGCGCGUUUUCUACUACGGCCUCGCUAUCGCCAGACAACACUUCCCCGCCUGGAAAUUCAGCGACGAAACCUGGCUUCUCACCUGUCUGUUCCACGACAUUGGGACUAUCGACAAGUACACCCGCGACGUGUUCAUGUCCUUUGACAUCUACGGUGGUGUCGUGGCCCUGAACGUCCUCAAGGAACAGGGUGCUCCGUCGCCGCAGGCUGAGAGCGUGGCGGAGGCAGUCAUGCGGCAUCAGGAUUCGGUCCGUGUUGGGACGAUUCAUACGGUUGGGUUGUUGAUUCAGUUGGCUACGCAGUUUGAUAACGUCGGUGCUCACAAAGAGUAUGUCCAUCCCGACACCGUCAAGGAUGUUACUGGCCAUUACCCGCGCCGCCAGUGGUCCAAGUGCUUCUCGAGCAAGUUGAGGGAGGAGAUUGGGCUGAAGCCUUGGUGCCAUACUACCGCUGAGGGUGAGAGCUUUCCGCAUGAUAUCGAGCACAAUGCUCUGAUGGAGCCGUAUGAUGGAUUGUUUUAA
Aspergillus chevalieri is the source of this 714-nucleotide messenger RNA. Its product is annotated as cyanamide hydratase. The record is from RefSeq and is a predicted model, not a curated record. The coding region runs from base 1 to 714 and encodes 237 amino acids. The transcript has 3 exons. NCBI's taxonomy places the organism in Eukaryota, Fungi, Ascomycota, Eurotiomycetes, Eurotiales, Aspergillaceae.